This is a messenger RNA of Nylanderia fulva, 1936 nucleotides long. Its product is annotated as Lipid storage droplet-2. Gene Ontology annotation, cellular component: cytosol; lipid droplet. Lineage: Eukaryota; Metazoa; Arthropoda; Insecta; Hymenoptera; Formicidae. Gene Ontology annotation, biological process: lipid storage; positive regulation of triglyceride storage. The record is from RefSeq and is a predicted model, not a curated record.
UCAACCGAUCGGUUUUCCUUUGUUGAGCUAUGUCGGCCGAAUCACCUGUCAAUUCGCGCCCGUGACAUUGAUCUUGAGGACAUAUGUACGUUUCUAUAACUGGCUCCCACGUUACCAUCGCACGUUGUCAUCGAUCGGACGCGCAACAAUGAGACGUAGUAAGCCGCGCGCAUUUCUCGCUGAUGCUUUGUGCUCCAAUCACGUCGUGAUAUUAUUUUCGCUCGGUAUGGGUGUAUGCGUGUUUAAAUGUCCUUCUUUGUUUUCUCUUUCUCUUUGGCAAACUGACUGUGCAUGUCUUGCUUGAAUUUCAAUUCGUAUAAGCAUCGAGUGGAACGUUUUAACGGAUGGCCGCGAGUUAUUGCUGAGUUAUCGUGUUGGAGUAAUGUCAUAAUGAUAUAUGCAUUAUGAUGCAACGUUAAUAACUUGCUGUCAGAGGGAGAGAAACUAUUUUUAUCCAUGAAAAAGAGAUCUUGGUUUGAUGACAGCCAUGGAAACAGAACUCCCAGAUCAAUUUUACCGAAUUCAAGCUGUCGAUCGUGCACGUAAAAUACCAAGCGUGAAUUAUUUGUGGGAUAAAUCGACAGAGGUGUAUGAACGUGUAAAAGGCACAAAUACAUUUUUAAACUGGGCCUUUGAUACUGUUGAAAAUGUGGUAAAUAUAAUGAUAGAAAAGUCUUUGCCAGUCGCUAAAUUAAUGGAGAAACCAAUUUAUACUCUGGAUAAAACAUUAUGCCAAGGUAUUGAUUUUGUUGAAGUAAAGCUGCCUAUAAUCAAAGAAGAACCUAAACAGAUUUUAGAUCGUACCAAAUCUAUCGUAUCAAAACGUUUCCGUCCCGCGGUUAAAACUUUUAUUGAUCUAAAACAGGAAACCAAGCAAAGAGUGAGAGUUAUGACUUUACUUACGUAUUACAAAGUUCAUUAUUUACGCGUUUACAGUUGGCAACAAGCAGACAAAGUUAUGUCAACUGAAACCGGCAUCAAUAUUUUAAAGACUGUCGAUAAUACUACUGAUUUUGCUGAGAUUAUGCUGAACAAGUACUUACCUCCACCGGAAGAAGAAAUUCACAUUAAUACAGAGAGAUUAUGUAGCGAACACGUUAAGCUGCAUCACACGAUGGAAAGACUGUGCGAAUUCAGUACUCGAGCCUGGCGACGUAUUUACUUUGCAAUGAUGGAAAGGUUGCAACAUAUGUAUAAGAUAGAGAUACUCAUUUUGGUAUUACAUGCGCUUGUGGUCAUCCAAGCAAUCAAGUUCUUAGAAUCGGUAGUGAACUUGAUUUUUAAAUUAUUCAGCGACUGCAUCUUUUCGUAUUAGAGGCACGCUCUAGUCUGUAAUAAUCACGUAUGCAACAGCACUUAAGAAAUGAGACUAUUUUUAUGAACUUUUACAAAAGUUAUGUCCGACACGGGAUAUUUUACUUGCAAACUGCGAAUUUUACUUAAUACGGGCGUCGUGAAACACGUGACCAUUCGUGGAAUAAUUUCACGGUUCAGAAUGGAUUAAAAAGAAGCAGUGCUCUCUCAGCCAUGAUAUACGACACCGUUUCAUAUAAUAUUCUAUAUUUGCAUAUUUCCGACAUUUUAAAUGACUCUGACUGCCGUUUGUUAAAAGAAAUGAUCUAUUUAUUUUUAAGAAAAAGGUAAAUCUUGAAAAAUAUAUAUAUAAAACAGAUUUUAUACAGCUAAUCCCUCAUAAUGUACAGGAUGUUCUAAUAUAUUUUUCAUAUUACAAAUAUUAAAAUCUCAACUAAUUAAUUUGAAAAAUUACUUAAAUAAAUGAACUAUAAUCCUGUAAUAACAAAUUAACAGUAUAAUUCUGUUUAUUUAAUUGAAACUAUCGAUUCUGAUUUAUAAGUACUUAAAAAUCCAAUAGAAAUUUUUGUUACAUAGAAACAAACAAACGUAAAAAUUAUAAAAUGUUUCAUGAAUUUUGUUC